AUGUACGUACUAGUCAAAAUUUUACUCUCCAUCAGCUUCAAUAAAGAGAUGUUGAAACGACUCCAGUCGGAUGACAAGACAAAAGCUGCUCAGAGUAUCGGAUUAGUUCCGAUGAAUCUCAAUUCCCAAGAAAAGAUCGCUACACCCAUCAAUCAAACUUUCACCCUCUUCCCGAACCUUCCUCUUGAGCUCCAGCGCAAAAUAUGGGAGUUUACUGCCGUCCCAGUUCCGCGAGCGAUUGAAAUCCAAAGCAAAUACAAAAAAAACACCAACAAAUACGUAACAUCUUUCUACGAAAAAGUCUCCAUUCAACGUCGCAUCCGAUACUACACAAUCACCUCUCCUAUCCCCACAAAUCUUCUGCAUGUAUGUAGCGAAUCCCGCAAUAUCGCUUUGCGAAACUACAGCUUUCGGACUUUUUUCCGUCGCCCGUUUUACUUGAAUGAAGAUACGGAUAUUCUAUGGGUGCGAGGCCCAGCCAUUUUUGGUUUUCUCACAAGAGAUGGUAGUAUCAUUACACACUGUCCCCGGGAAGAAGGAACAUUCCACCACCUGGUCUCAAAACAUAAGUUCCGCCAUCUCGCCAUCGACUACCAAGCCCAGCGCGAACCAUUUCCUAUAUGGUCGAAUUUCUUCCCGGGCCAGCGCAAUCGUGACUGGAAUGUGUGUUUUUGGAGUCACUAUAUUUUGGAGGGUCUUGCGAUUGAGAAAAUCUACUUGGUGUAUACAAAAACCGGAAGAGCAGAAGAUGGUGCAGGAGGAAGCGGAGAGUGUAGGGAGAAGAAUGUAACGGUGGUUAUUCCGGGGAUGUUUGUGUGGUAUUGUAGAGCUACGGAGUUGAGGCGGAGAUUGGGAUUAGGAUUUAAGGCUCCGCCUGUUGAAGCGAUCUUGGAUACAGAGCUCAUGCAACAGUUUCACUAA
This is a messenger RNA of Botrytis fragariae, 921 nucleotides long. RefSeq lists its product as uncharacterized. The coding region runs from base 1 to 921 and encodes 306 amino acids. Lineage: Eukaryota; Fungi; Ascomycota; Leotiomycetes; Helotiales; Sclerotiniaceae. The record is from RefSeq and is a predicted model, not a curated record. The transcript is spliced from 3 exons.